Salvia hispanica is the source of this 1223-nucleotide messenger RNA. RefSeq names its product putative galactose-1-phosphate uridyltransferase. Lineage: Eukaryota; Viridiplantae; Streptophyta; Magnoliopsida; Lamiales; Lamiaceae. Gene Ontology annotation, molecular function: UDP-glucose:hexose-1-phosphate uridylyltransferase activity; zinc ion binding. Gene Ontology annotation, biological process: galactose metabolic process. The record is from RefSeq and is a predicted model, not a curated record.
UCUUGCCUUUCUAUUAAUUUGGAUAUAAAAUCUCGAAGCCUCUAAACAGUGUAAAAAUGAGAGCUUAACGUAGCAAAAAUUCCAGUAAAUGGCAACAAAUCGGAGCCCCGAGAUCCGGAAAGACGCCGUCCACAACCGCUGGGUGAUAUUCUCUCCGGCUAGAGCGCGCCGCCCCUCCGAUUUCAAAUCCAAGACCGACGCCUCUUCAAGCGCCAAUACCCACACCGAGUGCCCUUUUUGCGCCGGUCACGAGCAUGAGUGCGCCCCCGAGAUUUUCCGUUUCCCGCCGGAAUCUACCCUCGACUGGAAGGUUCGGGUCAUCCAGAACCUCUACCCGGCUCUCAGCCGCGAUUUGGAACCCCUCAAUGCUGAACGCGGCGGCGGCGGUCAGGUUACUCUGCGCGGAUCGGGCUUCCACGACGUGGUGAUCGAGUCGCCGGCGCACCCGGUUCACCUCGCCGAUCUCUCCCCGGCUCAGAUUGCUGAUGUUUUGCUCGCUUAUAAGAAGCGGAUCGAUCAGCUUCGCGCCUUUGAUUCCGUUAAAUACGUCCAGGUUUUCAAGAAUCACGGUGCGACAGCGGGGGCAUCAAUGAGCCACUCUCACAGUCAGAUCUUAGCCCUCCCUGUCAUUCCACCCACUGCUUCUGCAAGGAUUCAAAGUAUGAAGGAGCAUUUCGAGCAAACGGGAGAAUGUGCCAUUUGCCAAGUUAAACAAGAAGAUUUGUCGAUUCACGAGUCCAGCCAUUUCAUAUCGAUCGUGCCUUUUGCUGCAACGUUUCCUUUCGAGAUAUGGAUCAUUCCUCGUCACCACUCUUCUCAUUUCCAUGAUAUUGAUCCUGAUAUGGCAAGAGAUCUUGGUGGUAUGUUGAAGCUUAUGUUGGGGAAGAUGGGUUUGCAGUUGAAAAACCCGCCGUAUAAUAUGGUGAUACAUAGUGCUCCUCUUCGAGCAGAGUCGACAGAGCUACCUUUCUCUCACUGGUUUAUACAGAUAGUUCCUCAGCUAACGGUGGUGGGAGGAUUCGAGCUCGGAACUGGAUGCUAUAUCAAUCCUGUUUUGCCGGAGGAUGCUGCAAAAGUGUUGAGGGAAGUGAGUGUUCAAGAUUAGAGGCAUGUGUAUGAAUUCCAUUCUUGAUCUGGAUCAUUUGAUUUGCUUAGAUCAUGUAUACUUUGAAUCUUAACAGAGAGGGCUUUAAUGAAGGAAGAUGAUUCGCAUAUCUCGUUUA